GCAUGACAAACUUUAUGUCCUCCUAACGAGCAUUUAGCAUGAUGCUUGUGUCGACACAUACAACAAAAUCGCCUUCGUGCAAUUAGUCAAUUACCAAUUGAUUAUUCUCUGUUUAGGAGCAACAACGUUCACCGUUGUUUGCCAUCACAAUUACGCGCGAAUCACAAACAGUAGUAAAGCAUUUCACAAUUGCAAAACCAAAUUUUGACGAUGAACCACCUGUCCUUCCAUUUCUCUCGAAUUUUCAAAGAACAUUCUUUCCUUUUCUUUUCUUUUUCUUUUUUCUUUUUAUUCCCUUCUUCUUCCUAAUUAACCCUCUCUUCAUCAUUCUGUAAAUCACCAUAUUAGAAAACCCAAGAUACAGCAAAAUUUAGAAGAGAGAGAAAGCUUAAGAGAGGUGCAACAAUGGCGGACCGUUUCUUCCUCAAUGAAAUGCCCUUGUAUAUCCCAGAAACUUCGGCUAUGGGUUCUUCAAUGUCUGAAACAGGGGAUUCUCUCACUAAGCUUAUUCAUCAUCCCUACAAAUCACUCUGCCAAAUUCUCAACAAAACAGCGCUUGAUCUUACAAACACUGUUGUGAGAGAAACAUGGGUGAAGUGUGGAAAACGCGCACAAGAUUAUUCACUUUACACUGGAGCUUUAGGGACUGCUUUGCUGCUAUUCAAAGCUUAUCAAGUGACAAAUAAUAAGGGUGAUCUUGCUCUGUCUUCUGACAUUAUUAAGGCUUGUGAUUCUGCUUCUCGUGGUUCCAAAAAUGUAACUUUCAUAUGUGGACGGUCUGGCAUCUGUGCUCUUGGUGCUGUUGUUGCAAAACAAGCUGGUGAUGAGCAAUUAUUGGAUCACUACCUGACACAGUUCAAACAGAUAAAGCUUCCUACUGACCUUCCAUAUGAGUUGCUUUAUGGAAGAGCUGGUUUUCUGUGGUCGUGCUCAUUCCUAAACAAGCAUAUUGGAGAAGGCACCAUAUCUGAGUCCACCAUGAGAGAAAUUGUCACAGACAUCAUGAAAGCUGGCAGAAAAUUAGGAAAGGGGAGAUGUCCUUUAAUGUAUGAGUGGCACGGAAAAAAGUAUUGGGGUGCUGCCCAUGGCUUGGCUGGAAUCAUGCACGUCUUGAUGGAUAUGCCACUGACACCAGAUGAGCAAGAAGAUGUUAAAGCUGUGCUGCGCUAUAUGAUUAGGGGCCGUUUCCCCAGUGGAAAUUAUCCUUCAAGUGAAGGAAGUGAAUCAGAUCGUCUAGUUCAUUGGUGCCAUGGUGCCCCUGGGUUAGCCCUUACCCUAGCAAAAGCAGCUCAGGUUUUUGGAGAUAAGGAUCUGCUGCAGGCUGCUGUAGAUGCAGCAGAAGUAGUCUGGAAUCGAGGUCUACUGAAAAGAGUUGGAAUUUGCCAUGGUAUCAGCGGGAACACCUAUGUGUUCCUUGCACUCUACCGUUUAACUGGAAAUGCUGAGUAUUUGUACAGAGCUAAAGCAUUUGCAUGUUUUCUGCAAGAUAAAGCUGAAAGGCUCAUUGCCGAGGGGUUUAUGCAUGGAGGUGACCGCCCUUAUUCAUUGUUUGAAGGGCUCGGGGGAAUGGCCUAUCUGUUUUUGGAUAUGAAUGAACCAAGUGAAGCAAGGUUCCCUGCCUAUGAGCUGUAGCUUCUUUUUCAAGAAAAGGGUAUGUACAUGUGCUGUACUUUAUGUAGAAACUAUACUCGACUACAAAAAAAGUUUGCAAGGAAGAAGGAAACCUUAAGGUUUAUUAGUGUAGAUUUUGUAUGACACCACAGCAUAGAUAAACAUAUAAAAAGUUAUAAACUAUGAUGGUAUGUAGUCUGGCUUAACCACUUACCUCGAAUUUAUCUAAUAAUGGUGGAUGUAAAUUGGUCCUUUACUUUCUGUAAGUAUUCAUAAAGUUAAUAUGCUGUUUAUAUCUAAUCUUGAGUUCCAAUACAUAUAUGUUUCCGUUA
Chenopodium quinoa (quinoa) is the source of this 1943-nucleotide messenger RNA. Its product is annotated as lanC-like protein GCR2. The record is from RefSeq and is a predicted model, not a curated record. Gene Ontology annotation, biological process: carbohydrate metabolic process; peptide modification. Lineage: Eukaryota; Viridiplantae; Streptophyta; Magnoliopsida; Caryophyllales; Amaranthaceae. Bases 406 to 1632 code for a protein of 408 amino acids. Gene Ontology annotation, cellular component: plasma membrane. The transcript is spliced from 6 exons.